AUGUCGCUCCCUGGAUGCAAGCCCCGGGUCCUGCCCUUCCUCUGCUUCUGCCUUCUGGUCCUGGCCUGCGUAGUGGUGUCCCAGAGCGAAGGGCCUGCAGGGACCCCGAGCACCCUGACCCCCAGGCUGGAGGGGAGUCGCUGGAGCCAGGUGCGGAGCAAAGUGAAGGAACUGGUGGAGCCGAUGGUGACCAGGGCCAGAGAUAGGUGGCAGAAGUUCUGGGGCCCCUGGACCUUCAAGGGCUUUGUGCAGACCUACUAUAAUGACCACCUGAAGGACCUGGGCCCCCGCACCAAGGCCUGGCUCCACAGCUCCAAGGACACCCUGCUGGACAAGGCCCACAGCCUAUGCCCCCGGCUCCUCUGCGGGGAGAAGGACCAGGAUUAA
Molecule: messenger RNA, 387 nt
Organism: Trichechus manatus latirostris (Florida manatee)
Lineage: Eukaryota; Metazoa; Chordata; Mammalia; Sirenia; Trichechidae
Gene: APOC4
Product: apolipoprotein C4
Exons: 3
Coding region: 1-387 (128 amino acids)
Biological process (GO): triglyceride homeostasis; positive regulation of triglyceride storage
Cellular component (GO): high-density lipoprotein particle; very-low-density lipoprotein particle
Source: RefSeq, a predicted model, not a curated record